Messenger RNA from Hordeum vulgare subsp. vulgare (domesticated barley), 1723 nucleotides. RefSeq names its product probable amidase At4g34880. The record is from RefSeq and is a predicted model, not a curated record. The coding region runs from base 16 to 1566 and encodes 516 amino acids. NCBI's taxonomy places the organism in Eukaryota, Viridiplantae, Streptophyta, Magnoliopsida, Poales, Poaceae. The transcript is spliced from 5 exons.
ACACCACCAUUGGCGAUGCCGCCUCCCCUGCGCCACCUGCUGCCGCUGCUCCUCGCGGCGGCCGCGGCCUCCAGGGCCGCCGCGUUCGUGCUGGAGGAGGCCACGGUCGACUCCAUCCACCGCGCCUUCGCCGCCGGCGAGCUCACCUCCCGCGGCCUCGUCGAGCUCUACCUGCGCCGCAUCGCGUCCCUCGACCCGGCCCUCCACGCCGUCGUUGAGCUCGAUGCCGACGGCGCGCUCGCCGCAGCCGACCGCGCCGACGCCGCCCGCCUCGAGGGGGCCGCGCUCCCGCCGCUCCACGGCAUCCCCGUGCUGAUCAAGGACAACAUCGCCGCGGCCGGCGGCGACGGAUCCGGGAGGCUGAACACCACGGCCGGGUCGCUCGCGCUGGUCGGGUCCCGCCCCGCGCGCGACGCCGGCGUGGUCGAGCGGCUCCGGCGCGCCGGCGCCGUGCUCCUCGGCACCGCCAGCCUCAGCGAGUGGUGCAACUUCCGCGCCCCCGGCAUCCCCGCCGGCUGGAGCCCCCGCGCCGGCCAGGGCAUCAAUCCGUAUGUGCCGUCAGCGACGCCGUGCGCGUCCAGCAGCGGCUCCGCCAUUGCCGCGGCGGCGAACAUGGUGGCGGUGACGAUUGGGACGGAGACGGAUGGGUCCAUCAUGUGCCCGUCCAGCUUCAACUCCGUUGUCGGAAUCAAGCCGACGGUCGGCCUCACAAGCCGUGCCGGCGUCAUCAUCAUAUCUCCAAGGAUGGACACAAUUGGGCCAAUAUGUAGGACAGUUUCAGAUGCAGUACAUGUGUUGGAAGCAAUAGUUGGUUAUGAUCCACGGGAUGCAGAGGCAACUCGCAUGGCAUCUCAGUAUAUCCCGAAAGGCGGUUACCGGCAAUUCUUGAACAUAGAUGGUCUAAGGGGCAAGAGGGUUGGGAUUCUCAGAAAGGACUUCUUCCGGUUCGCCCCAGGAUCUAUCCAAGAAAAGGUGUUCAGGGACCACUUCAGCACGAUGAGGGAAAUGGGGGCCAUCUUGGUGGACAAUCUUGAGAUACCAAGCAUGAAAAUCAUCAACAAUGCGGUACAAAGCGGUGAGCGUGCUCUUAUGCUCGCCGAGUUCAAGCUGUCCCUCAACUCUUACUUGUCUGAACUGGCUAUCUCACCUGUUAGAUCAUUGUCUGACAUAAUUGACUUCAACAACAAGAACCCUGUCGAGGAAAGGAUGGCUGAAUUUGGCCAGAGUUAUCUUCUGCAGUCUGAAGCAACAAACGGCAUUGGUCCUGCUGAAGAGCGUGUCAUUGCCAAACUGAACAAACUGUGUGAGCAAGGUCUUGAGAAGAUAAUGCGAGCCAAUCAACUGGACGCGAUUGUCGCACCUGGCGCGUCUGCUCAUAGCCUGCUUGCCAUCGGCGGCUAUCCAGCGGUCACUGUCCCAGCUGGAUAUGCAUCGAAUGGCGUUCCUUUUGCGAUUUGCUUUGGAGGGUUGAAAGGAUCAGAGCCAUUGCUUAUUGAGAUUGCUUAUUCCUUUGAGCAGGCAACUAAAGUUAGGAGACCUCCAAUAUUGCAGCAUUCUGUUAUUUGAUUGUAGGUGUAGCUAUGUUUUCCUCCUUUUAAAAAAAGAAGAAGAGGUCUAGCUAUGUUUCCAAGAAUCACACUAUUAUCAAAUGCAACACAUCUGCUUCUUUGUACUGAAAUGGGUAAAGGACUGAGUUUUUGUUAUGCAGAUCUUGAACACCUAA